This is a messenger RNA of Cloeon dipterum, 1907 nucleotides long. Its product is annotated as protein bowel-like. Gene Ontology annotation, molecular function: DNA-binding transcription factor activity, RNA polymerase II-specific; RNA polymerase II transcription regulatory region sequence-specific DNA binding. Gene Ontology annotation, biological process: regulation of transcription by RNA polymerase II; embryo development. The coding region runs from base 572 to 1537 and encodes 321 amino acids. The transcript is spliced from 3 exons. Gene Ontology annotation, cellular component: nucleus. NCBI's taxonomy places the organism in Eukaryota, Metazoa, Arthropoda, Insecta, Ephemeroptera, Baetidae. The record is from RefSeq and is a predicted model, not a curated record.
CUUCGCCAGUGAGGCAUUGUUUUAGUUUCGCUAGUUUGUAAACGGUCGGUCAAUACCAUUCCCUGUUAUCCUUUCUGGCCGUGUGCGAUCUGUGAUGCGGUAAUCUUGUGAGAACAAAGGCAGAAAAUCUGCUUGCGGACAUAUUUGGCAAGGGCCUAGGAGCGCGGCGCGAGGAGAAGGACGGGCGCGAUUUGCAUGGAUCGGACGCGGCGGAAGGGAUUGGCACUCGGCGCUGGGAAACUCUUGCGCAAUCCAGUAGCGAGUGAUAUUGGACUCAUUAAUAAAUAGGUAGGCGGUGCUGAUAGAGAAAGAGGCCGCCGCGACCAAUGAUGCGGGCUGGCUCGGAGCCGCGGUGGAAACGCAUGCGCGUCUCGCCGGGCAUCCUCGGGAUUUUGUGUUAAAAAAAGUUUCCUUCUUUUUUAUUGUAUAUGUAUCAGGUAGCUGCUGCAACUGCUGGAAAGGAAGCACGCACCCACCGAACGAACAGCGAGCGCGUUUUAUAGAGGCAAGCAGCAGCCGCGGCAGUCGCAAGCAUCUCCGCCAGUAGCUCGUCUGAUUGACACCGACAGAGAUGGAUGCAGCGCAAGAAAACGAAGUGUCCCCCACUUCGGCCCUGACGCCCCCGAGCACGCCCCCGGCCGCCCCCUGUAAAGCCCUGGCGCCGUCCGGCAGCAAAUUCACCUUCGACUCGGAGCGGUCGGCUUUCCAGCCGGCUCUCCAGCGGCCGUCGGCCGCCGUUGACCACAAGCAGCUGAUUAUCAACAACCACCUGCACCAAACCUUCUACCUGCAGCAGCAUCCUGAGGCGAGCAGCCUCCUGCAGUACCAGCCACAGGACCUGCGGCUGCACUACAACAUGCUGGUGAGCCAGUGGCUGCGCUACUACCGCGGCCAAACGGCCAGUCCAGCGGUGGCUGCGGCCCCCGUGCCCUUGACCACCGGAGUUGGCCGCGGCAGGGGUGGCAGAGGCGCGUCCAACAGACCAAAGAAGCAGUUCAUCUGCAAGUACUGCAACCGGCAGUUCACCAAAAGCUACAACCUGCUCAUCCACGAGCGUACGCACACCGACGAGCGGCCCUACAACUGCGACAUCUGCGGAAAGGCCUUCCGCAGGCAGGACCAUCUCAGGGACCACAGAUAUAUCCACUCAAAAGAAAAGCCGUUCAGGUGCUCGCAGUGCGGCAAAGGCUUCUGCCAGGCUCGCACCCUGGCCGUGCACCGCAUUCUGCACCAGGAGAGCGCGCCGCACCGGUGCCCAGUUUGCGCCCGCGCCUUCAACCAGCGCUCCAACCUGAAAACCCACCUGCUCACCCACACCGACCACAAGCCGUACGAGUGCCACUCGUGCCGAAAGGUGUUCCGGCGAAACUGCGACUUGCGCAGGCACGCCCUGACGCACGUGGAGGGCGCCCUGUUCCCCGCGGGGCUGCUGGCCGAGGCUUCGGAGCCCACCCUGGACCUCUCAGUCAAACCCAGCCAGCCGUCAGUUCCUAACAAGCCCUUUAGCUUUAGCAUCGACGACAUCAUGCGCAGAUAAAAAGCAGCCCGUCGCACGCUCGCUCUCGCGCUUUGAAGCCAAAUAUUCGCACUCAGGACUGGCCAUGCACCGGCGCGCAGUCAUUUUGACAAACUGAUGAGUUCUUUUGAUCCACCAACCCGUUGAUUAAGUGUUUAAUUAUAAUGCCUGUUACAUGCGAGCAUAAUUCUAUUAUUAUUGUGAAAUAUAUAAUUACUAUUGGAAAGUAUAAAUUAUUGUAAUGUGUACGCGCUUGUAAAUAACAUUACUGGCUAUGAUUAAUGUGUAAAUUAUAUAUAUGUUUAUGAUGUGCAUUUCGCUUGGAAAGAGAUUUGUCAGCAGAAUUUAUUGUGCUGCAUUUGACGAGAAUAAAUUUCAACUGUGAAAAUCA